GCGGAUCGAUGACGUCACCGGGCGUUUCCGCCCGGGUGGAAGCCCGGGGAGCUCAUCCCGGGCGAGCGCGGGCCGCGGGUCUUCCCUUUCUGAGCCGGCUGUGAGCUGAGGGGCACCUGAGCCGCGGUCCUAGGAUGGGAAACAGUGCCCUCCGCGCUCAUGUGGAAACCGCGCAGAAAACUGGUGUCUUUCAGCUUAAGGACCGUGGACUGACCGAGUUCCCCUCAGAGCUGCAGAAGCUGACCAGCAAUCUAAGGACCAUCGACUUGUCCAACAACAAGAUCGAGAGCCUACCGCCUAUGAUUAUAGGGAAGUUCACUGUGCUGAAGAGCCUCUCCUUGAACAACAACAAACUGACUGUUCUUCCUGAGGAGUUAUGCAAUCUGAAAAAAUUAGAGAUGCUAAGCCUGAACAACAACCACUUGAGAGAGCUACCAUCUACCUUUGGGCAACUGGCAGCCCUCAAGACCCUGAGCCUCUCUGGGAACCAGCUUCGAGCACUACCACCACAACUCUGUAGCCUCCGGCACUUGGAUGUGGUGGAUCUCUCCAAGAAUCAGAUUCGGAGCAUACCUGACAUAGUAGGGGAGCUUCAGGUCAUCGAACUCAAUCUCAACCAGAACCAGAUAUCACAGAUCUCAGUAAAGAUCUCUUGCUGUCCUCGCCUUAAAGUUCUUCGCCUGGAAGAGAACUGUCUUGAGCUCAGCAUGCUUCCACAGAGCAUUCUCAGUGAUUCCCAGAUAUGUCUGCUUGCUGUGGAAGGCAACCUUUUUGAAAUAAAGAAACUUCGAGAACUGGAAGGAUAUGAUAAGUACAUGGAGAGAUUCACAGCCACUAAGAAGAAAUUUGCAUGAUGUUCUCCAGGAGUGCGGGAAACUUACAGGACACUGACAUAGAAUCUCUUGCAAUCUGGCUGACUCAGAGGCUCCUGUUGUCAAGGAUUAUCUGCAGUAUGGAGAUGAUGCUCCUGCAGAUAAUAUUUCUGUGAUCUUUUUCCUUUCAGGGCUCGUCUUAAGCAAGCUAAAAAAUCAAGGGACAGUGAGUCUCCUCCAUUUUGAGUCAUGGGUAGGAUAAAGGACAGUGUUGAUCAUCAAAACCAUCAUUAGUCUGGGUUUAAGAAAAUCAGUAGCUCAUUACUAUUUACACAAUGAAGGAUGCUGCUUGGUAACAGAACCACUCCAUAUCACAGCUUGAAAUUUCAUGUUUAGUUUCGGUGUAUGAGCGCUUUCAUAAAGUCAGUUGCCAUUCCACCUGUGUUAACAUUUCAUAUUUUUAUGAAAUUUAAAUAAUUUGUGAGAGGCUACCAUGGUUAAUCUAAGGGCUUAUGAUUUUAUUUCAGUCCAUCAGUUCAAAUGCAGUGUUUAUACUUGGGUGUUAGAAUGUACAUAAAUAUGUGACUGUCUUGAUUAAAAGUGUACUGUGUCAGAGAAAGCACCAACACAACACUAAGAGAUGUUCCCCAAGGCUGCAGUAGCAAAUUUUUUACUAUUGCAUGUGCCUUAUUGGUAGGGGGCUCUGAAGAGCUAAAAUCAUAUAUGCAAAACUUGUAAGAUACAAAGGGUUGUCAUAAUCAAGAUUUUCCUGAAGCUUUGUUAGAAAUAAUCUUAUUUCUGAUAAUCCUUUUCCCUUUUUGUAUUUAUAAUUCUAAUCAAAUUACCUAUCAAAACUACUGCUACAAUAUUUUAAAAUAACCUAUGUUUAUAAAGUUUAUUCUCUGGAUGCAAGAAUACACUAAAUAAAGAAUUUUUAAUGAA
This is a messenger RNA of Mustela lutreola (European mink), 1754 nucleotides long. It is a transcript of the gene LRRC57, whose product is annotated as leucine rich repeat containing 57. Gene Ontology annotation, molecular function: protein binding. The record is from RefSeq and is a predicted model, not a curated record. Lineage: Eukaryota; Metazoa; Chordata; Mammalia; Carnivora; Mustelidae. The transcript is spliced from 6 exons. The coding region runs from base 135 to 854 and encodes 239 amino acids.